Molecule: messenger RNA, 228 nt
Organism: Funneliformis caledonium
Lineage: Eukaryota; Fungi; Glomeromycota; Glomeromycetes; Glomerales; Glomeraceae
Source: the annotation of a GenBank genome assembly
AUGGCGUUGACCAAAGUCCAAAAACCCAGGGUUAACUUAACAAUAUAUGGACCAAAGACAUUAUUCACUGAAUACGGUGACCUCGUGAUUAUCGUGGAUAAUCGCAACAUGGAACAAAUAGGAAUUUCUAUUUCAAGGAAAAGAUGCCAAGAAGAAAUGUCUUCUGAUGAAGAUGGAUUAAUAAAAACUUUAGUGGCAACGGAAUCAUCGCGUAAUCCAAAGUUGUAA